ACGCAAGUUCUUCUAUUAAAUAAAUCAUUUUCAUUUAUGGCAACGGGAUCUUAUAUACUAUAUUAAUCUUUUGGGUUUGUUUUUAUUUCUGUUUGAAUGCAUAUUCGGGAGUGUUGCUAGGUGCACCCAGCAUUUUUGUUGGUGCACCCAGCACUUGUAGUGAAAAGGCCGUAAUACCCCUGACUUAUUUUUUAAAAAAAUAAUGUGAGACUCUCUCUCUCUCGCCCCGCCUGCGUUUUCGCUUCUUUCUUUCUGCGGUUUUCUUCUCUUCUUCCUCACAGCAUUUUCGUUUCUUCCUGCAUUUUCGUAUUGUUGUUGCUCACGUCAUCGGUGUUUCCAUUUGUUGUUGCCGUUAAGAGGAGGUUGCGGGAAGAGGUUCUUCUUCUUCUUCGUUGAGGAGCUUGCCACCAUUGUUGUUGUGAAUAGGAGGUUGCCGUGGUGCAUUGAGGAGGCUUCCGCAAAGAGCAACGCCACCGCCACCGUCGAGGGAGCUUCGUCACCGUCCAUCGUCGAGAUCAUGGUUAGGACCAGAGGAUUAGGUUGUGUCUUAGGUCACAUUACUAACAGAGGUGUAGGCAGAGGAGAUCGUGAUGAUUCCGAUGAUGCUCCGCAGCGUCCACAGUCUACCGCAUCCGCACGCAGACAGAGAGUAGCUAUCACAGCUGAGCACGAUGAGCCAGUGGUCCCUGUGACAGAGGCUGUUGGAGCUUCAGUUGAGCCUAUCGUAUAUGCAGAUGAGCCGAUGGCAAGAGGUGAUGUACAUGACACUGGGGCAGACACUCCUGCAGACACAGGCACACAGGCUGUUGAGGAUGAGGCUGAGGGAUUUUUGGGUGGUCCGAGCGACCCAUCCGUGCUGACCGAGUAUGCGGAUCACGUUGCAGGCAGUGUAUGGACGGGAGAGGAGCGUCCUGAGUUGAAGCUAUCCUCUCACGGGAGGAAGGUCCAUAGUUUAGGCAGGCCUAUCCCUGCCAUUAAGGGGCUAGUUGUUGGAACAGGACUAAGUCUUCUGAUCGCGUGUUCGAUAGACACUGGCGAUCGGAGACUUUUGUCUUCGUUUGUCGAGCGGUUGUCGGGGCUGAGACAUGACAGUGUCGUGGACCGUACGUACGCCUGCAAUGGGUACGUGAUAUCUAUGAGCGUCGAUGCCAAGCAGGCCCUUCGUGACCUCAAUCAGACCGAGAGGUACGCCUGGGGAGUAGCUGCGCUUGUGCAUAUGUACGACCACCUGAACGAUGCUUCUAUCAGCAACAACCGACAGCUUGACGGUUACAUCGCACUACUGCAGUGCUGGAUAUACGAGCACUUUCCCUCAGUCGCAGAGUCCAUUGCUGAUUCGGACUACGACGAGGAUUCACCGCGUUCCUGUAGGUGGAUUGCUACGAAGAAGACCGUGAAGAACAUACGUACACCGACGUACAGGGAGCGCCUGGAUCGACUCCGGAUUUCGGAUGUCUGUUGGAUCCCAUAUGGGGAGCACCGACCAGUCCGGGACUUCCAUAUGAUUUCAUGCUAUUCUGGUCUCCUGCGCUGGGUGCCCGUUGUUAUGUAUUACGAUCAGAGAGGGUCAUGCGGCAGUUUGGAUACACUCAGAUCAUUCCUACUCCGCCUGUGGAUUCAUGGGUGUCGUAUGAUGAUAUACACGACAGGUGGAUGCACUAUUCGGAUCAUAUGGUUCUUUCGCAUUUCGCAUCCUUUCAUGACACCAGGCCAGGCCUCAAAUCCUCUGCCAGAUGGUCAUGCUCCGCAGCCCCAAGUCAUCCCUCAGGUCCCAGAGACAGAUAUCCCUCACGUGCCGGAGCCAGGAGCACCAUCGACAUCUGCGAGGCCCACUGUGGACGAGCCUAGACAUGCAGUGGAAGUUUGCUAUGGGAUUGCUGAGAGGUUGGAGCGCCAUUUGAGCCUAGGGGUGGUCACCCCAAGCUCAUCGACACAUGAGGUGAUCGAAGAAUGCCUCAAGAUGGCUAGGAGUGUCACACAGGAUCAGCUAGUAUAUGUUAGGUCUCGACGCAGGCGGUGCAUGGAUCAGACAUAGUUUAUUUACAUAUUUUAUAUUGAUAUUCAAUGUAUAUAUAGUUAUUGUACUUGAACUCAUUUCAUUAGUAAUGUUAGUUUUAUUUAUUUCCAUUAGUAAUGUUAGUUUUAUUUAUAAUCA
This is a messenger RNA of Glycine soja, 2155 nucleotides long. RefSeq lists its product as uncharacterized. The record is from RefSeq and is a predicted model, not a curated record. Lineage: Eukaryota; Viridiplantae; Streptophyta; Magnoliopsida; Fabales; Fabaceae. The coding region runs from base 518 to 2035 and encodes 505 amino acids. The transcript has 7 exons.